Molecule: messenger RNA, 2717 nt
Organism: Anopheles coustani
Lineage: Eukaryota; Metazoa; Arthropoda; Insecta; Diptera; Culicidae
Product: USP6 N-terminal-like protein
Exons: 6
Coding region: 557-2545 (662 amino acids)
Source: RefSeq, a predicted model, not a curated record
UGUUCGCGAGAAGUUUGUGUUUACCACAAUAGAUGAGGAUAGUUUUCUGGUUUUGCGAUGCUUCCGUUUUUCUUACAAUAGUCUAAAGAUGCAGCCUGUGUCUAGAAGGCGUCCUCGAAGAAGUGUAUUUGCUGUGUAUUUCAUAAAUUUCUAGAAAGAGCAGCAUCUUCGGUGGAAAACGGACUGUGACGAAAAAAACAAAAAAUAAACACCACCAGCUCGAUCGUAGACACGCAAAAAAGUGUUUGAAUACGCUAACCUUUGCCACAAACAACAACGCUCAAUUCGAGAGUCGUAUCAAGCAAUCAACAUUAAAAAAGGACCCUGUGAACGACGGUUCUCAGCGGGGUUCAGCUGCAUGGGAAGAUGUGUCAGCGAGCAAUGCUGAUGCUUCCGGAGAUUGCCAGAACAUCUACAAAAAAUAGAACCACGACGAAGACGGUAGAGAUUUUUCCUUUUGCACGAGCUGUAGAGUUAGAAGUCGAAGCAACAUCAUCAACAAAAGCAGUACCUCAACGGAAACGGGCGGCACACGUUUGCUUGCAUUCGUCCGUCCAUGACCAGAUACGAUCGAUACGGUUUAUCGACGGAGCAGCAGGAGAAACAACCACCCGCAGGACAGCAAGUAGAUGCGCAAGACUCGACGGUGGUGACCUACGGGACGAUGACUGACGAUGAGUCCCUUCUGCUGGAGCGCGCGAAUGCCGAGCGCGAGGAGAUCUUCUUGCGCUACGAACAACGCGGCUGCAAAGCAACCGAUGACAGCUGGCAAGAUCCCGACGAGCUGCUGGUUUACGCACAGACCGACCGGUACGGAUUCCUACAUCAGGUAGCAGCAACGUCCGAGGACAGAGAGGAACACGACAAGCUGCUGAAGCUCGAGAUGGCGCGGGUCAAGAAGUGGGUCAAGAUGAACAAAAACUGGGACAGCGCGGCCACCAAAGAAAAUCUUAGGCGGCGCGUGAUGAAGGGCAUUCCCGAUCGGAUGCGGUCGGCCAUUUGGCGCAAACUGCUCGACCUCGACCGGUUGAUGCUGGAGAACGCCGGGGUGUACGAGCGGAUGUUGCGCAUUGCCCGGAACCGCAGUCCAGACAUUCGGCAGAUCGAUUUCGACGUUAAUCGGCAGUUUCGGAACAACAUUUUCUACCGCGAGCGGUACAGUGUGAAGCAGCAAAGUUUAUUCCGGGUACUGGCGGCGUACAGUAUGUAUAACACCGAGAUAGGCUACUGCCAGGGCAUGUCGACCGUGGCCGCCGUGCUACUGAUGUACUUCGACGAGGAGGACACGUUCUGGGCGCUGGAGACGCUGAUGAUCAACGCCCGGUAUGCGAUGCACGGCCUGUACAUCGUGGGCUUUCCCAAAUUGAUGCGGUUUUUGGCGCAUCAUGACAAAAUACUCACCAAGUGUCUGCCAAAACUGAAGAAACACCUCGACAAGCACGAGGUUCAUUCCGUACUAUAUUCGCUGAAGUGGUUUUUUGUUAUUUUUAUCGAGCGGAUACCAUUUAGCUUAUGUUUACGAGUAUGGGACAUUUACAUGAUGUUUGGGGAACGCGUACUUACAGCAAUGUCGUUUACAAUAUUAAAAAUGCAUCGCGGGAAACUUUUGCGAAUGAAAGAUAUGGAUCAAAUAACCGAUUUCCUUAUGACGUCGCUGCACAAACAGUUCGGCUACAGUGACGACACUGUGAUAAAAACCCUCCAAUCCUCGAUGGACGAGCUAAAGAGAAUGAAACUACUCAAUCUACCACCGGCCGUUGCCACCGAACUGCCAAUGAAACCACGCGGUCAGCCGCAUGAACCAUCGAUGAGGGCAAAGAUUGGCCAUCGGGAUGAACAGUUUUCGGAUCGGGAAAUGGUGUUGAAGGAGACGGUACUGUACCGCAGCGAGUCGAAGAAUGACGACGAUGAAGAACAGUACCAAAAUGGGGACGUGCGGGGUAAUGGUAAUGGAACAGCGGUACAUGAGGAAGAGGACGAUGAGCGGACCGAAAAGGAUUACGAUGAUAUUACCGAGGACACCGUAAGCCAUCUCAACAUAGUAUCCGAUACGGACGGGGGAAGUAUCACGAAGCAAUCCCUAACCGGUACAUCCGUGACCUCAACAAACGAUAUUAGCCUAACGUCGUACGAUCGUACCUGUGAUAUAUUCCGUCUGCAAUCACAUCAAAGCAGUGGCCGGGAGUUGCCAGUAGCAACGUCCGCCGUCUUGCUGCUUGACCAGUUGGCCGCUCAACUGUCGGAUGAAGAACUGUCUUCAUAUGGAGCGGCGGUAGAGCUGAUACUCGACACGGAGGAUCCCCGGCUGACCUCGUUUGGCAAUGGAAUUGCUAAGGAUAAUAAUUCUUCAUCCAUUACCGAGGGUGAGCCACUGGAAAAAGAAUGUUCCGAGCCGUCGCAAGAAGCAGAAGAAAAAUUGUCCUCCUCGGUUCACGAGCGGGAUGCUCGGAAAAUGGCAGCGGUGAACGAUGUUGAGAGACCUGUGGAGCACGGGAACGAUGAAGAGGAUGAGGAUGAAUUGACGGAAAAGCAGCUCUCGUUUUAAAUUUCCAUACGAUCAUAUACACCACCCCCUGGCCACCAUAAAACUGCCAUUUUCAUUCGAACUUGUCUUGUUUUUUAACUGACCAGUUGCAAUGAGAUAAAGGUGUAUCGCGGUAAGAUGUUUUGUACUGUAAAAUGGCGUUUGGAAGUUUUCCUACUAUACACAAUGGAAA